Messenger RNA from Didymodactylos carnosus, 2274 nucleotides. The record is from the annotation of a GenBank genome assembly. Lineage: Eukaryota; Metazoa; Rotifera; Eurotatoria; Philodinida; Philodinidae.
AUGCAUAAAGAAACGCUACUGAUUAUUUUUUGUUUUAUAAAAUAUAUAACAUCACAGGGUCAAGGUUUACAAUGGAUUUUGUUGACAGAUGGGACGUCAGGAGAUACACCCGCCGCUAGACGUGAUGCUGCCAUGGGCUAUGAUUCGACAUUUUUGAUCGUUUUUGGUGGUCGAGGACUUACUGGCCUGCCAUUACAAGAUACAAGUGCAUUUAAUCUAAUACAAGGCGGAUGGGAACAACUCUAUUUUCAAAAUCCGCCAAGUAACCGAUAUGGCAUGGCCUAUGCGAGUCCCAGCAGCUAUACAUUAAAUAGUGGAAUGUAUAUAUUUGGUGGCUUCGGUUACCAACAAUCGACGUUCAAUAACCCUUAUAUUGGUUACGGGAGUGGAGGUUCGAAUCAGAUCAAUUAUAACUAUGCCACACCGCCGAAUUUUAUACAAAAUCCGUCGUUAAUGAAUAAUCCAAAUUAUGUUAAUAAUCCCAAUUACAAUCCGAUGAGUGGUGUAGCCAACGGAGAUGUAUUCAACGAUCAAAAUUAUCAACCAGUACCAGAUUCAUGGUUCUUAAACUUCCAAAGCAAACAAUGGCAGCAAUUACAGACGACACCAUACGAACGUGGCUUUGGAUCUGCUGCAAUAUCUCCAUUUGGUUCUAUGUAUUUAUCAAGUUAUUCAUCGCAACCCAGAGUCGUUAUCAGUAUGGGAAAAACAAGAGAUUGGAUGUAUUCAAAUGUUGAUUCCAUAGGAAUAAUGCAAGACAUGGCUUCAUUAAAUCCCAGUUAUGCUCAUGCAAGAUACUCCCAUUCAACAGCAAUGUUAACUGAUAAUCAAAUGCUUUUGUAUGGUGGAUGUUUAAGUGGUUAUGGAAAGGGAGGUCCAUGUCCUUCAAAAGAUACUUGGUUAAUGAAUAUUGAUAAUGGUCACUGGGAACGUAUUUCCGACUGUCCACCAACAAAAAUGGGUGCAGUCAUGGUUGCCGUACCAUCAUACGGUACAUGCGCAUCGCCAUAUGCAGGAGUAUUUCCGAAUCAAAAUAUGGGUCAAGAGCAAACGAUUGCUAUUCUAUGGGGUGGAAGAGAAAGUAACCCGUCAUCAAUUGCUGUAAGGAUUAUUGCUUGUUUAAUGGUUAAAGAAACUUAUCCUAGUCCAAGAGAUGAAGUAGCUGUCUUCAGUUUAAGUUCAAAACAAUGGUAUAUGAAAAAAGCAAGACCAUUUCAAGAUGGUUCAUAUCCACUACUUCGUGAAGGAGCUGCCUUUUCUGCCGGUUGUUUCCAGGGAAUGCCAGCAUCGUCUCAGGAUGCGUUGAAUGCACCAGUAUCACGGGGUUGUGUUUACCCAUUUUCUUAUUAUCAUCUUCAUGGAAUAUUUCAAUUUUUUACGUAUGGUGUCAUUUUUCCAUUUGGUUAUAUUGUUGGACGAUAUGCACCAGACACGGCCAUACGUAAACCAUUACAUAUGAUUUUACAAAUUUUCGGCAUCCUUCUUACUAUUUGUGGUUUUUCAUUCGGUGUUCAUUCUGUUCGAGCACCAUCAUGGCUUCAUUUUAAACAUCCACAUGCCAUUAUUGGAAUCAUUACGUUUAUCUUAACGAUUAUUCAAUUUGUAAUGGGAUUAAUUGGUGCAGUAUUUAUUAAAAAACGUCAUCCAGAAAACAAUAGAAGAGAAGAAUCUGUAAAACAUGUUCAGGAAGAACCGUGGCAAGCCGAAACACCAUGGAGAUUGGGUCAUGUAGGACUUGGUACAUUAGUUUUAUUACUCGGUCUGAUUAAUAUAUCACUCGGAGUAUUUUUGGCUGUUUUACCAAUGCCCGUAUGGAUAAUUUGGUAUAUUUACUUGGGUCUCUUAGUCAUCAUAUUAGCACUGUUGGAAAUCAGACGAGCAUUAACAAAUUUAAAUAAAGAAGGAGCGUCAUAUAGAACACCAGGAAAUAAACGCUCUCAAAUAAACGGUGGAGAAUCAUAUCAUAGUAGUUAUUCAGAAGAACCACAAUUAACUAAACGUUCAUUCAACGGACGUCUGCCACCUUCUUCUGGUGAUCGAAAUUUGAGACGUGAUAAAAUACCAUUAUUAGAAUCGGAGUCUAUAUCAAGAGAUCCGAGACAACGACCAAAUGAUGUAACAGGAUCUGCAAGUCUACCACAGUAUAAUCGACCAACAGAAAGAGAUUAUCAUCCUCGGCAACAACAGCCACACACAAGAGGAAAAGAAGUUGGUCUCGACUAUUAUGUGGGCUAUACACCUGAACACGAAACAGCGAUGCCGUAUGUUAUUUGA